AUGCUGGGGCGAGCGGGAUACCUGGAUGCGACGGAAGAGCUUGUGCAAACCAUGCCUUUUCUUCCCAACUCGUGGGACUGGACGUCCAUGCUAAGUUCUUCCAGAGGCGAUAGAAUCUGGAAAAACGGUGCUCGAGUGACGAAACGAGCUUUGCUUUCAAGCCCCAGCGAUGGAGCUGCUCUUACGACGCGCAUUGCCAUUGUUACAUCUGGGGGCACGACCGUGCCCUUGGAGCGACGAUGCGUUAGGGUCAUUGACAAUUUCAGCUUGGGGAGUCGAGGAGCAGCCCAUUUAGAGAUUGUUGGAGCUGCCAUGAAACCAGUUGGCAGGCAUGCUAUGUUUUACUUUGCAGCGGCUGUCUCCGGCUUCUACGUCCCCUGGCCAGCAGACCAUGUAUCUCCAGCAGCAACAAGCAUGAAUCCGGCAGCUGCACGAGAGCUUUGCCUCGAUCUAGAGAAGUGCGUUCUUCUCAUCAAAUCCUCCACAACAAUCGCCCAGGCCAAGUCCACUCACUUGCGAGUUCUUCCUUGUCUCAAACACUUUCCCGGCUCCCAGGUCUUCCUCUCCAAUCUCCUCAUACAAAUGUACGGAAGAUGUGGCAGCAUCUCCGAUGCUUGCUUGGUCUUUGAGGGAAUCCAAGAUAAGAAUUCCUUCUCGUGGGAUCUUUUACUCUCGGCAUAUGCCCAAAACGGGCAUAUUCAAAAGGCAAAGUACGUUUUUGAUGAGAUGCCACAAAGGUCCCCGGCAUCAUGGACGGCCAUGUUGGUGUCAUACGCACGGAGUGGCCACCUUGGUGAUGCCGAGGAUAUGUACAAAUACAUGCCCUUUAAAGACAUUGUGGCCAAAACCUCUAUUCUUGUGGCAUAUGCCCAAUUGGGGCAUCUUGCUAAAGCGCUUAAAAUCUUUAGCGAGAUGCCUCGCGCUGAUCAAAUUUGCUGGAAUGCAAUGCUUUCGGCCCACACCCUAAACGGGAAUCUCAUGGACGCUAGAAGAUUUUUUAAGUCAAUGCCUGCAAGGAAUCUAUCAUCGUGGACGACUAUGCUCUUGGCAUAUUCUCAAGCUGGGCAUCUGGUUGGCGCCAGUUACAUAUUUGAUUCUAUGCCCUACAGGGACAUGGUGUGCUGGAACGCGAUGUUCACGGCAUUCUCCAUCCACGGAUGUCUGGAAGAGGCGCGAGGAAUGUUUGAAGUGAUGCCUGAGCGAGAUCUUGUGUCGUUCAAUGGGAUGCUGUGUGGAUUCGUCUACAAUUUUGCCAGGGAUUUGGAGCACGAGAUGGUGGAGGAAUCGAGAAAACUUUUUGAUUCAAUGCCGGAGCGUGAUCUCGUGUCUUGGACGAACAUGAUCUGCCUGUAUGGCCAGAGUGGAGAUCUGGAAAAGGCGCAAGAAGUAUUUAAUUCCAUGCCGGAUUUUGACGUCGUUUCAAGGACAGCGCUUCUUGUCGCCUUUACCCAAAAUGGCGAUCUCGCUGCUGCUAGAAACGCAUUCGACCAGAUGCCGCAGCGGGAUAUCAUCGCCUGGAAUGCUAUGCUUCUUGCAAAUGCUCAGCAUGGAAAGUUUGUGGAGGCUAGAGCCUUUUUCGCCGCCAUGCCAGUGAGAGAUCUUGUUUCGUGGAACACAAUGCUCAUUGCCUAUGCCGAGCGCGGCGAUUUGGAAUCCGCUAAACUUUGCUUUGAUUCUAUGCCGGGAAGGGAUCAAGUAUCCUGGAAUGCUCUAAUUUCCGCGUAUGCCGAAGCCGGCCAUUUGUCACUGUCGACAUUGAUGUUUGAUAGUGCGCCUUAUCACGAUCUAAUCUCUUGGAAUGCAAGGUUAACAGCAUUCACGCACCAUCUACAGUUUACGGAAUCAGUUAAGAUCUUUCACCAAAUGCCAGACCGAAACAUGGUGUCCUGGAAUGCAAUGCUCUUGGCAUUUGCCAGAACUGGGCAUGCGGUAAAGGCCUUAGCGUUUUUCCAUGCCAUGCCUGCUUGGGAUGUUAUUUCCUUCAACACCAUAUUGGACAUGAAUUGGAGUAUGCAGCUCUUGGCUGCGAUGCUUUUGGAGGGAUUCUUUGCUGAUGAUGUGACGUUCACAUCAGUUUUGUUGGGUUGUAGUCAUCAAGGUGGAAUAGUAAAUGCAGGAAGUGUUCAUUUGUGUGGAGCUAAAGAAGUUCUACUUGCCAUGCCAUUUACACUAGACAGCUGUGAUCGGGUCUUACUCCCAUAUCCUCCUUUUGGAGAAAGCUCGCCAUCUAAUUUUCUCAAUUGGGCUGUGCGUGGAGAGGCUGUACGUCCAGAAGAAGAGUGGAACGCUUUGGAACCUCGCAUCAUAAAGAAAUACCUCAUGGCCAUGAAGAUUUUGUUCAAGGUGCUGUUUGUGAGUGGGAGCUUCCUGUCUGACGAGGUUUUUUCCGCAUCGAGUGUCCUCGUUUUGCCUGCUUCACUCGCAUUGGGUGGCAGCAGCCAAGAACUUGUCAAACGCAAUGGUCCUUUGCUCAUGCAAACGAUGCAGCAAAGUGAGGGUCUCCUUCCAGAACGCCAUUACUGA
Selaginella moellendorffii is the source of this 2523-nucleotide messenger RNA. Its product is annotated as pentatricopeptide repeat-containing protein At4g02750-like. The transcript is spliced from 6 exons. The record is from RefSeq and is a predicted model, not a curated record. Gene Ontology annotation, biological process: RNA modification. Lineage: Eukaryota; Viridiplantae; Streptophyta; Lycopodiopsida; Selaginellales; Selaginellaceae. The coding region runs from base 1 to 2523 and encodes 840 amino acids. Gene Ontology annotation, molecular function: protein binding; RNA binding.